AUCCAGCGAAGGAUCCCCUCAACCCACUCUCACUCUCUCACUCUGAAACGGCUGCUUCGCUUGCUCAAAGAAAGAGAAGUGGUGAGAAACCCUAGCCUCCAUUGCCACCGCCGUUCCGCCGUUCUUCGCCAGCGUCUUUUCUACGCGGCACCAGCUUCUUUGCCUGGUCCAGCACGCUUCGUCGUCCGUCGCCAGGUCCACUUCGUCGCGUGCCAGCCUCUUUGCCUGGUCCAGCCUUGUCGUCCGUCGCGUUGCCAGGUCCAGCUUCGUCGCCCCUCGCGUGCUCGUCGCUGGCAGUCUCCCCAUCCCUCAUAUUCUGCAAGUUCUCGGCGUUGUAAACAUAAGGAGAAGGACUGCUGCAGUGUCGCCAGCUUCUCCGUGUCACAUUCUUGCUCCUCCUUCAUACUCUGUUCGUUGGAAGACCACCGAAGGAGAACACGUUUAGAGUUCGAGUCUCUCUAAAACUUGAGGGAAUGGAAGCAGAAGAGCUUUGCAUUGCUGAACUUUUUGGCCUCAAAGGAAAGAAGAACACUAAGAAGAACAUGAAAACAAAACCAAAGAAGGAUGGAAAUGUUCCAGAAGAUUCUGCACUGGCAAACAGUGCCUCUGAUUCUGGUGCUACUGCUACAGCUGUAAGCAUUGACAAUGGCGGUGGUAACGAUGUCGGCGGUGGUAACGAUGCUACUAAUAGUAGCAGGAUUAGGGUUUCUUCAUUUGACUAUUCUGCUGAGAAUUUCUUCAGAUACAUUGAUGACAUUGCGGCACUAUGCGGGGAAGAUCAGAAUACUCAUUUUGAUCACAGUGAGGUUCAGAGAUUCUCUUCCUCCCUCACAUUUUUAAGAGAAUGGAGAGAUUUUAGGUAUCCACCAAAAAGCAUUAGGUUUGGUUACAUAACUGAGAGAUGUCAGAGCUCUGAAGAAAAAGAUGCUGGAGCCAUAACUUUGCCUCAGUUCUCAUCAGCCACUGUUCCCCAGUGUGAUGUGCAAAGAAAAGAGCAUCCUGUGGAUACCAAAUUGCAGGAAUCCAGAUGCAGAGACUUUGUGAUGUGUGUUGGAGGCCCUGUAUGGGCGUUAGAUUGGUGUCCUCAGAUAGAUGAAAGGCCUGAUUGUUCAGCUAAAUGUGAGUUUGUUGCUGUUGCUACUCAUCCACCUGGUUCUUCUUACCACAAGAUGGGUGCCCCACUGACUGGUAGAGGUGUUAUACAAAUAUGGUGUCUUCUAAAUAUCCGCGAGCAGGAUGAAGAAAAAUGUUAUUCAACAAAUAAGGGGAAAAAAAGACCUAAAAAAGACAAGUCAACAAAGGUGACGAGGCCUAGAGGAAGACCUAGAAAGAAUCCCAAAGGAAAAGUAAUUGAUAACACAAAUAGUGAAACCCCCCAGUACGUACCAGCCCUAGAUGUUCAGUUUCCAGAAAGAUCUUCUGAGCUUCCUGCUUCAGAUGGGGUUUGUUGGAACGAUGAAGAAAUAUUACCCAUCAUUGACAUGAGUAGAAGAGAACAUAAAAUAAUUGAGGCCUCAAGUGAAAAAUCAGCACAAAUAAAGAGGCCUAGAGGAAGGCCUAAAAAGAGUUCAAAAGAAGCUACUGUAUGUUCUUCAAAUUCUGAGAAUCAAGCUGUGCAAGCUCAUGCAGUUCAGGUUCCAGAAGAUUCAGCUGAAAUAAAUUUUUCAGGCGCAGCUGAUGGAAAUCGCAAUGAAUCAGCCUUGCAACAGUGUUCAGUUGCAAAGCAGAAACAAACCAAGAAAGCUGCUUCUGCAUGCAAUACUGUCUUAGAAACUCAUGUUAAAAGUAGUAGGUUGAAAGCUAACCAUAGGGAUGUGGGAUGCAACGAAGAUGUGGCACUAUUGACACAGGUUGAGAAUGACUCAAGUCAACCUCAUGGCAGCUCUGCAAUGGGUAAUGUAGUUGCCCCUAAUUCUAUUUCAGGGAAUGUGACUAUGCCAAAACUUGUGUGUUGCCUAGCUCAUAAUGGAAAGGUGGCAUGGGAUGUGAAAUGGCAACCGCCCAACAUGUAUGACCCAGUAAGCAAACACCGAAUGGGCUAUCUUGCUGUCUUGUUGGGCAACGGAUCUCUAGAAGUGUGGGAGGUUCCUCUUCCUCGUGUCUUGAGGGAGAUUUAUAAGCAUAGGGACGGCACUGAUCCUCGUUUUAUAAAAUUGGCACCUGUAUUUAAAUGCUCAAUGUUGAAGCGUGGUGGAAAACAAAGCAUUCCGUUGACAGUGGAGUGGUCGGUCAUGCCCCCUCAUGACUAUUUACUUGUGGGCUGCCAUGAUGGAAUGGUUGCUUUGUGGAAAUUCUCUAUAAAGACUUCAUCUAAAUGUGAUGAUACAAAGCCAGUGCUUUGUUUCAGGGGAGAUGCAGCUCCUAUUAGAGCCGUUGCCUGGGCACCAUUUGAAGGUGAUCCUGAGAGUUUCAAUAUAAUAGUUACUGCUGGACAUGAAGGCCUUAAGUUUUGGGACCUGCGUAAUCCAUUUCGUCCUUUGAGGAGUAUGCAACCUGUGCCAAGAAACAUAUAUAGUCUGGAUUGGUUGCCAAAGCCAAGUUGCAUCAUUAUGUCCUUUGAAGAUGGGACAAUGAAAACCAUUAGCUUGGUGAAGGUUGCAAAUGAAUUCCCUGUAAAUGGAAAAACAUACAAUGGGAAAAGACAACCCUGGUUGCACACUUAUUCACUCUCAUCAUCUGCCAUAUGGAAUGUUCAAGUGUCACGUAACACAGGCAUGGUUGCAUACUGUGGUGCAGAUGGUACUGUCUUCCGUUUUCAGCUUACGACUAAAGCAGUAGAAAUAGGUGAUUCACACCAUACUGUUCCAUUCUUCCUCUGUGGGUCAGUAACUGAGGAGGACUCAACUCUUGUGAUCAAUAGUUCAGUUUCAACUGGUCCCUUUCCAUUAAAGAGGUCCAUUGAAAGGGUUCGGUAUGCUCAAUCUUUUCGAGACUUGCUGAGAAAAAGUGCAACCAGUGAGAUGGCGAAGACUUCGAAUCCUGAUUCUCAAACUUUAGGGCUCUGUGGUGAUGACGAUUUGGGUAUGGCAUCAGAAUGUGAGGAAGCAUUGUCUUCCGUGAAGCAGCCCAAAAGACGAAAACUGACUGGUAGCGACAAGAAAAAAUCAGCAGAAAGUAAUUCUCUUGUUAACAAAGAUGAUGCGCCGACAAGUAAUCUCGGGGAUGAUACUGAGAAGGCAGAUUUUGGUCAUAUACCAGAAGUCUUUCCUUCCAAAUGGGUAGCUUUGCAUAGAGUGAGAUGGAACAUGAACAAGGGUAGUGAGAGAUGGUUGUGCUUUGGUGGAGCCGGUGGAAUUGUACGUUGUCAGGAGUUUGUUUACACUGAUAUUGAUCGGAGAUGGGCCUUGAAGAGGUGACAGCAUGUUUCACUUAAAAUUUGAUUAUUUAAAUGUGAAUAGUAGUUGUAAAUUUAGAAUACAUUAACAGUAGAGAAAAUUAGGGAAUAAUAUAUAGUAGGGUAGCCAUGCGGGAUAAAGAAUUUGCCCUGCUUAGUUAAUUAUGAUUUAUGACCAGAUUGAACGAAGUAUAUACUUUUGUUGUAUCCUUUUCCACCUGCAUAUUCAAUUAUUUCAUUUGCAUA
Messenger RNA from Arachis duranensis, 3580 nucleotides. RefSeq lists its product as uncharacterized. Lineage: Eukaryota; Viridiplantae; Streptophyta; Magnoliopsida; Fabales; Fabaceae. The record is from RefSeq and is a predicted model, not a curated record. Gene Ontology annotation, cellular component: transcription factor TFIIIC complex. Gene Ontology annotation, biological process: transcription by RNA polymerase III. Gene Ontology annotation, molecular function: protein binding; DNA binding. The coding region runs from base 474 to 3356 and encodes 960 amino acids. The transcript has 16 exons.